Molecule: messenger RNA, 2784 nt
Organism: Melopsittacus undulatus (budgerigar)
Lineage: Eukaryota; Metazoa; Chordata; Aves; Psittaciformes; Psittaculidae
Gene: CCND3
Product: cyclin D3
Exons: 5
Coding region: 710-1342 (210 amino acids)
Biological process (GO): regulation of cyclin-dependent protein serine/threonine kinase activity; mitotic cell cycle phase transition
Cellular component (GO): cytoplasm; nucleus; cyclin-dependent protein kinase holoenzyme complex
Molecular function (GO): cyclin-dependent protein serine/threonine kinase regulator activity
Source: RefSeq, a predicted model, not a curated record
UGGGAUCUGUAGUACGUGACGGGGGGAUGCGGCCUGGCCUCGGGGCUGGGCCCGUCCCUAUGGCCGGGACCCCCGGUCCGGUCCCGCUUCGUGGGGAUGUGUUCCCGAGGGGACCCUCACCCCAUGCGGGGCACCAGGGAGGACACCCCGCGGUGCCCGUGCGAACAACAGCCGUGUCCCUGAGGAAAACAGUCCCUAUUAACGCUUGAGAAGCACCCAGGGACCCCGAACCCGUGGGCUUUCCCCUGUGGAGCAGCACGGGGUCCAAGCCGGUCUCAGUGUCCCAGCUCGGGUGCUGAGAUCUCUUAGAUCAAAGCUGUGGUGUCCGUUGUUUUCAGCAAGAGAGAGCAGGAAACCACCGUGCUACAGCUGCCACCCCUCGCUUCCUGCUCUGGGUACGUGUGUGGGAGAGCGAGAACCUCGUGUGAACCUAUUGCUGCCUGUGAGAGGGGACAAACUGCGGUGUAAACAACAGCUGCCACGCUGGAAGUGAAAGGUGCUGCUUGGGUUUGGUUGGCGUGAGAAGGCGGCUUCCACGGGUGUUUUAACAGCGACAGCAGCAAACCCUGCUCACCGGUAUGGGAAGCGAGGAGGCAGAGGAAGGGGGAGGCUGGAUUCUUCAAAGCAAAGAUGCCUGCAGAAGGAUCCUGCUUCAUCAUCAAAGGUGUGUGAGGAGCAGAAGUGUGAAGAAGAGGUCUUCCCCUUGGCCAUGAACUAUGUGGAUCGCUACCUGUCCUCAGUCCCUGUGCGCAAGAGCCACUUGCAGCUCCUGGGAGCAGUCUGCAUGCUCCUGGCCUCCAAGCUGCGUGAAACCAUGCCCCUGACCGUGGAGAAGCUCUGCAUCUACACAGACAACUCCAUCACGCCUCAGCAGCUCAUGGAUUGGGAGAUUCUGGUCCUGGAGAAGCUAAAGUGGGACCUGGUCUCAGUGAUCGCCAAUGAUUUCCUGGCUUACAUCCUCUAUCACAUCCCACUGCCAAAGGACAAGAUGGAGCUGGUGAAGAAACACGCACAGACCUUCGUCGCCCUGUGUGCUACAGACUACACUUUUGCCAUGUACCCCCCAUCCAUGAUCGCCACGGGCAGCAUUGGAGCCGCCAUCCACGGCCUCACGGUCUCUGUGAGCGACUUCAGCAGCGAGGCCAUGACUGAGCUCCUGGCCAGCAUCACCGGCACCGAGGUGGACUGCCUGAAAGCCUGUCAGGAGCAGAUCGAGGCAGCCUUAGCCGAGAGCCUGAAGCAGGCAUCCCAAACCCCGCAGGAGCUGCGCUCCAAGAGCACCGGCUACCAGGGCAGCCAUCCCACCGGCACACCGACGGACGUCACGGAUGUCAACCUGUGACCACAUCCCAGAGCCCAGCCCCGCUGCAUCGGGCCCUGCAUGCCCGAGGGUCGCUGCAUCCCUGCCCCUGCACUGCUGAGGAUGGGCUCCACUCGCGGGAUCUGUCGGAGAUGGAUGCUCGGUGCUGCAGGUAGCUGGGGUGAAGCGACUUGUUGGGUGAUGCCAGGGCCCAGGAAUUGUUGGGAAGGGGCAGCGGGAGCCACAGUGAUGUUGUUAAAGUGUUUCUCAGUUCAUGUUCCUGUUUGCCACCUCCCUGGGGGGGGUUCACUGUGAUGAAUUCCAGCCCUGUGUUUGCCAUCCAUCAUGGAGAGCCUCCGACCCUGGAUACCUGACCUGACUCCUUGUAGCCUUCAAGUCCCUCCCCAGGCUACAGCCCUGCAUGGCUUGAGGGAGAGAACUGAGGGCCUGGAGGAGGGAGCAGGGGCUCAGUGUCCCUUGGUCCCCAUUGCUUCAUGCCAGAGGGCUCUGGCUCUGGCUCUGGGGGGGUGGCAUGGCUGCUUCAGCUUGGAGGGCAAAACGUGGGGCUUGUUUCUUGUUGCCGUUAGGUUUGGGGUUUGGGGGGGGGUUUGUCUUGCUUGGAGAUGGCAGGAGCAAAGCCCUGGCCUUGGGCAGCAGCCUCAGGUGAGGUUUGCACCUGCUGAGGCUGCUUAAUUUAUUGUUAACUGCUGGGAAUGGGGAGGGAAGAGUUGGAGUUCCCUCUUGUAGGGCUUUGCUGCUCUCCUCUCCUUCCCCUUUGAGUGCCUUCACCCUUCAUCCCCUUCCCGAGCUCCCUGCGCACUGGGAGCAGCACUUGGAGGCCGGUUGGUGGUUUGGGUAGCUUAGAUCAGACUAGGGUUGAAGAACUACAUUUGCUGCUAUAGUCUGAGCUGCAUCUCCACACCUCGGGGCCGGGAGCUGAGUAAAUCCCACAGGGAUCCCAGUGGGAAGGUGGAGACUUUGCUGCGCACUUGAGAAGCGAUUCCUGCUUUUUGUGUGUAUUGUUGAUCCUGUCUGUUAGUUUGGAUAAAAGUGUUCCUAGAAAACAAGAAAACCCAGCAAAAACUAAUGCUGCUUUCCUAAGAGAGACGCCUUCAAGACUGGAAUUGUAUUGACCAGGAGAAGCCAGAGGCAGGCUGGUUGGUGCUGCUCCGUGGCCGAUGUCCCUUGGCGGAUGUGCAAAAGGAGGUAGAACUCUUCCUUUCUGGAUGCCACUAGAAACAAAGAGUCUUUUCCCAGGUGGGAAAUGGGCUGCCAUUCCUUGGGAUGAGGAGAACCAACUCCUGGGAGCGGGGGCCCGGAGCCUGUCUGUCCACAGAGAAAAUGUCCCUUUUUUAUACAUAUAUAUAUAUAAAUGAGUUUUAAUUUAAGAGUCAAGUGGGUUUGGUGUUCACCGGUGAGAUUCCCACUGCUGGGAACAUCAGAGGAGUGUCUGGGAUUUGCAAUAAAGUAUUUUAAACAAGUGU